Molecule: messenger RNA, 931 nt
Organism: Periophthalmus magnuspinnatus
Lineage: Eukaryota; Metazoa; Chordata; Actinopteri; Gobiiformes; Gobiidae
Exons: 6
Coding region: 1-765 (254 amino acids)
Biological process (GO): response to bacterium
Source: RefSeq, a predicted model, not a curated record
AUGUUUACUGAUCGUUUUAAAUUCAACACAGUGGACAUUCAGCAAUUUUUUACAAUACAAAAUAUCAGGAAAGAGGACGAAGCAAUUUACUAUUGUGUACUGACUGAUGGAUAUGGACGGACCUUUGUGAACGGCACCUUCUUGGUUGUUAAUGAUGGAGCAGACUCACAGAGCUGUGUUCAUGUGACACAGAGUCCAUCCUCAGCUUCAGUGGUCCCAGGAGGCUCAGUGUCUCUUCAGUGCUCACUUCAGCCCAAAAACAACAAGAACCAAAUCCAGUGUCCACAACAGCAGCAGGUGCACUGGUUCAGAGCUGGAUCUGUGGAGCCUCACACUGGACUCAUGUCCCACUUUACAAACUACAGCUGUGUCUACAGUCUGUCUAAAACUAUAGGACACUCCUCUGAGGCUGGGACAUACUACUGCGCUGUGCACACAUGUGGACAUAUCCUGUUUGGGACAGGAACCACACUGGACAUAGAUGAGCUUCCAGAGCUGCAGUUGGAGCCAGUGACUGUGGCUCUGUCAGUCCUGUUGUGUGUCUGUGUGCUCUUGAUCAUCGUCCUCUGUGUGAAGAGAGGGAGGCUCUGUGCACACUGCAGAGAUUCUCCUGAUACUGUCACUGCACACUGUGAGAUGCCAGAAAACAUGGUUUCAAGUGCAUAUUCCAUCUAUGCUGCUCUGAAACUGAGUGGAGGAAAACAAGAGUCUGUGUACUCCACUGUCCAGUAUAGAUAUACAAAUAAACUGAACCACCUUGAAUAAUGAAGUGUAUGUUUUCCUGACCAGAUCAAAAAUGGAUAAUAUCUGUUUUUAUGUUGUUCACCUCUGCUGCAGAACCUCCAACUGUGACACUGGAUGUGGAUGCAGUUAAUCUAAGUUUUUACAAUAAAGGACUUGUUAGUGUAGUCGAAGUGCCUUGGAUUUUUGU